GAACAGGAUUUGACCUUCGACUCUGGUUUAUCAGAAAGCAUUGACUUUCCAACAGAAAACCGGCUGUUGUCAUCAAGUGGCGUAAACUCAACUGUCAGCAAUUCCAUAAAUUCGUCCUUAAGACACCAAGGCAUUACUGCAAUCAAACGGGAUGAGAGUUCCUUUGCAGCAUCCUCCUUUCUUCAUUCGGGAAAUGAGAUUCAGCCAUUUAUCCCUUCAAUGAAUGAAUCCAUAGACGUUAACGAAUAUCGGGAUGAAAUUGAAAGAGAGAGUGAUUUACACUUCCUUUCAUCAGACAGCGGCUUCCAGGUAGCCAUCAACUCGUCAAACGGAAGCACUUUGAAAGGAGAUCUUUCAUCCAACAAUAUCUCAUCGCACUCUCUUCCCUCAGGCUAUCCUGCAAUCAAUACUAGUCAGCAUUACUCCUACCAAACACCUGUACAAUUUCCACAUGUUUCAGUAAUAAAUUCACACUCGACUCUUGGUCAAGUGCUAACAAGAAAUAGUGAUCCAAAUGCGGCUCCUGAUUCCCUAAAUUCCCUCAUUCGGUAUCAGAGCGAUCCUACUUCAGCUCCAACAAUAUCCGUUUCUGACACUGCUUACAGUGAGAAGAAUAUACGCUCUUCCAAACCUCAGCGGUUAAUCAAGCGGCAAGACGUGAAACAAAAUAAAGGUCGAGGGGAGGGAAACAAGCUCUUGAGCACACGAGCGACACAGAUUUUGGAGGGGUGGUACGAGGCCAACACUGAGUGGCCCUAUCCGACAAAGGCAGAGAAGCAAAUGAUGGCUUCAGCUGGGGCAAUUACCAUCGAACAGGUUAGUAGACAUGCUUACCUCUUGCGACGCCAAGCUUAUAUCGUUAACUCUUGGUUUGCUAACCGCCGCAACAGAAGUCAGAAUACGCGACCAAAAAAGAACAUGAUUAAGUUAGUUAACGCUCUAUCAGGCCUAUGCGAUGAAUACCAGGAGGUCUCUCGCGGCAUCAUCUCAUCCUCAGAUAUGAAGAAUCGAAUCCUCGCUCUUAUAAACUACCACUUACAAAGAAGGCAAUAA
Molecule: messenger RNA, 1053 nt
Organism: Hydatigera taeniaeformis
Lineage: Eukaryota; Metazoa; Platyhelminthes; Cestoda; Cyclophyllidea; Taeniidae
Source: the annotation of a GenBank genome assembly